This is a messenger RNA of Staurois parvus, 464 nucleotides long. NCBI's taxonomy places the organism in Eukaryota, Metazoa, Chordata, Amphibia, Anura, Ranidae. The record is from the annotation of a GenBank genome assembly.
CCUGUACUAUGUCUGCAGUCUCUGGUCAUCUCCUGUACUAUAUCUGCAGUCUCUGGUCAUCUCCUGUACUAUAUCCGCAGGCUCUGGUCAUCUCCUGUACUAUGUCCGCAAUCUCUGGUCAUCUCCUGUACUAUGUCUGCAGUCUCUGGUCAUCUCCUGUACUAUGUCUGCAGUCUCUGGUCAUCUCCUGUACUAUGUCUGCAGUCUCUGGUCAUCUCCUGUACUAUGUCUGCAGUCUCUGGUCAUCUGUAGUAUGUCCGCAGUCUCUGGUCAUCUCCUGUACUAUGUCUGCAGUCUCUGGUCAUCUCCUGUACUAUGUCAGCAGUCUCUGGUCAUCUCCUUUACUAUGUCUGCAGUCUCUGGUCAUCUCCUGUACUAUGUACGCAGUCUCUGGUCAUCUCCUGUACUAUGUCUGCAGUCUCUGGUCAUCUCCUGUACUAUGUCCGCAGUCUCUGGUCAUCUCC